UGAAAACAUAAACAAGGACAAGCAGCAGCAAUUUUUCGGAAACAUUGCAGACGCCCUCCGAAUGCUCAACUACAAUCCGACGACCUCUGCAGACCUGAUGAAGGGCAACUAUUUUUGGGGUAGUGUCGGGGAAGCGGCAUACAAACAAGCGCCUUUGCCAGAGGAGUAUAAGAGCCUCGAAGACA
This is a messenger RNA of Amoebophrya sp. A120, 185 nucleotides long. Lineage: Eukaryota; Dinophyceae; Syndiniales; Amoebophryaceae. The record is from the annotation of a GenBank genome assembly.